Aspergillus aculeatinus CBS 121060 is the source of this 2379-nucleotide messenger RNA. RefSeq names its product PAP2-domain-containing protein. The record is from RefSeq and is a predicted model, not a curated record. The coding region runs from base 1 to 2379 and encodes 792 amino acids. NCBI's taxonomy places the organism in Eukaryota, Fungi, Ascomycota, Eurotiomycetes, Eurotiales, Aspergillaceae. The transcript has 6 exons.
AUGAAGAACUUUGCAACUCUCGCAGCUUUCGCUGCUGGAGGAAAUGCCCUCGUCAGCCGCGCCGACUCAUGUUGCUUCCACCUGACUGCUUCGGGCGCCGCAUCUGGCACGGUAGGCCAACUUGGUGAUGGCCAGAAUCGCCUCGGUGGUGGUCUUUCUGCAGCCUCGUUCUGCAUCGAUUCGAACGGUGCGAUUACUGACAGCAGCGGACGUGGUUGUGUCGUGACCAGUUCUGUGACCCAGUUCCAGUGUGAAUUGGGUUCUACCGCCCAGACUGGCUUCUCAAUUUCGUCCGGCGGUCAGCUGGAGUACCAGGGCGACUCUACCUUUGUGGCAUGCCAGACGGGUGACAACGGUGAAUUGAACAUCUAUACCACUGAGAGCUCCUCGGUGACUGGUUGCUCGAGCAUCACGCUGGCCGCCGACUCUUGCUCGGGUUCCGGUGCUGGUGCUGGUGGUGGCGGCGGCACAGCUACGGCAGUUGGAACUCAGCCCGCAGGCACUCCGCCCGCCGGGACUGCACCUAGUGGAACUCAGCCCGCAGGCACUUCGCCCGCCGGUACUCCGCCCGCCGGAACUGCACCUGGUGGAACUCAACCUGCAGGCACCAAGCCCGCAGGCACUUCGCCCGCUGGUACUCAGCCUGCCGGUACUAAAUCCACCGGAACCCAGCCUGCGAGCACUCAACCUGCUCCCUCAGGAACAUCCGGAGGCGCCAGCAGUACUCAACCAUCAGCUUCCGCUACUCGGUCAGGCGCUGCCAGCUGCCCAACUGAUCUGUCUGGUGACUAUGAGUAUCCUCAUCUCAUUGUUCCUGUCAACUCCUCCACCCCUGAUACCGCCUAUGGCUCUCAGCUCUUCGGCACCGUUUCGUCCACAGUGUCGACCAUCUUCAAUUUUGAUAUCCCAUCUUCUGACUCCGGCAAGACAUGCAGCCUCAUCUUCUUGUUCCCUAACAAGGAGGACCUCGAGACCUCUGAUUACACCUUCAGUGGUGACGGCAAGGUUGACUUCUCUCAGCUGACGUCUGCUGCUGGGUUAAAGACCACUUAUAACACCGCUCCGUCGGUCAAACAGGACUAUGGAGAAAUCACCAUUUCACCCGGAAAUUCCUACCUGGUUGCCUCUUUCUCGUGCCCGGCUGGUCAAACCGUGGGUUAUGAAAUGAAGGGAACCGGUAACACCUACCUCAACUUCUUCGAGGACUAUAACCCAUCUCCUGUCUGUAUUGCAGGGUUCUAUGCUCUCGACUCCAUUGAACCCUACCACCAACAUUUCUCGCUACGAAAUAUCUCCAUCCAGUAUCCAUAUGCCGUUCACGAGCGUAUCACGAUACAGGAAGCUCUCUGUAUCUCUGGAGUGGCGCCUCUAGUCAUCAUUGCCGUCUAUACCCUUCUUAUAGAUGGUCUCUUCUCCCACAACAAACCACAGGAUCCAGUAUCCGGCAAACGGAAAUUCUCAGGCCCGUAUCGGUGGAAGGAUCGACUAUGGGAGUUUAACUGUGGGAUACUGGGGCUCCUGCUCUCUCAGGGGCUGACGUUCGUCAUCACGCAAGCAUUGAAGAACGCCUGUGGCAAGCCUCGGCCCGAUUUUAUUGAUCGGUGCCAGCCUCGCGCAGGAAGCCAGGAUGCAAUCCCAGGCUUGUCUAACUCUACCAUCUGCACGGGCGAACAUGCGCUCAUCAAAGACGGCUUCCGUUCAUGGCCAUCAGCGUCGUUUGCUGGCUUGUUCUACCUGACGCUCUGGAUGAGUGGCAAACUGCAUAUAAUGGACAACAAAGGUGAGGUCUGGAAAGCACUCUUGGUCAUGAUACCAAGCCUGGGUGCUACUCUCGUUGCGGUGAGUCGGAUUAUGGAUGCGAGACACCACCCCUUCGACGUCAUCACUGGAUCGCUUCUUGGGAUCCUCUGCGCCGUUAUCUCCUAUCAUCAGUAUUUCCCACCUCUUUCGCAGCCUUGGAAGAAAGGUCGCGCGCAUCCGAUCCGCAGCUGGGGGACCGAGCCGCUACCCCCAUCGAAUCCAUUGAACAUGGUGAGGUUCGAAGAUAGUACUGCCGCGCUCCGUCACCCGGCAGAAGACAGCCAGGCAAAGCCGAUGGUCGGUGCAGACAAUGGCGCGGCUUAUAUCCCCACAUCCAAUCCCUACGCUACAAAUAUGUACACUCGUCGAUCACAAGAUGAGGACGGGAAUUGGUCCUCAUCUAGCGAGGACGUUCACGCAAAUGGCUAUGAGAUGCAGUCUGGGUAUGCUCGAGCACGCAACCCAGGACUGAAUGGAUCGAUUCCACAAUACGAGAAAGUCAUGAUUAUAUCGCUGACGCUGACUGACUCUCUCUUCGCCUCGGAUACUUACUCCAAUGAUAAUCGAUCGAGUAAUUGA